Porites evermanni is the source of this 209-nucleotide messenger RNA. NCBI's taxonomy places the organism in Eukaryota, Metazoa, Cnidaria, Anthozoa, Scleractinia, Poritidae. The record is from the annotation of a GenBank genome assembly.
UGUCGCAUUGCAUUACUUGCAGGGUUAUUUGACACUGGUAGUGUCAAAUAUCAAAAGUCAAAAUAAAUAUUGCAACUGAUUCAAACUAUUUGAAAUGUCAUUCUUUACUCGCAGCGCUUCACUUUGCAUUGGAAACUACUAGUUUUUUAGAUGUAGGGGCGGAGCUAGGAAGUGUAGUUAAAGGGGGCCCAACUUGUUUGCACUGUUGA